AAAAGGCCUUCUACUCUCAGGCAUCAGAUCUUGGCAUUCAGAUGGCCAGAGAUUUUUGUGCCGAAACUUAUGAUGUUGAGGGAGCUCAACAAGCUAAAGAUGUUGGUGUUGCAGGACAAGCAGACAGACCUAAUAAUGCCCGUGAUGGGGAAGACCAGAAUGGGACAAAAGAUGUCCCUCCAAAAGUUGGUGAAUCAGACACUGCUAUCACUGUUUCCCCAUCUCUAGCUUCUGCUAAAGGGAAAAAGCAGAAGGGGAAAAAUUCUCAAGUAUCUGGCCCAUCUUCCCCUUCAGCAAGUCCAUAUAAUUCUACAGAUUCAUCUAAUGAACCAGGUUGCAGCUCCGGGGCUCUGUCGGCUGAUACUGCUUUUUCCCAAUUGCUGGCCAUGCAGGAUGUGCUUGAGCAGUUAGUGAGCAUGCAAAGGGAAAUGCAGAAGCAGAUGAAUGCAAUUGUCUCUGCUCCAGUUAACAAAGAAGGAAAAAGACUGGAGGUAUCCUUGGGCAGGAGCAUUGAGAAGGUUGUUAAGGCCAACACGGAUGCUUUGUGGGCUCGUUUCCAAGAUGAAAAUGCAAAACAUGAGAAGUUAGAGAGAGACCGUACACAGCAGAUUUCAAAUUUGAUCACCAACUGUAUAAAUAAGGACUUGCCAGCCAUGUUCGAGAAAUCCUUAAAGAAGGAAAUAUCUGCAGUUGGCCCUGUUGUAGCUCGUGCUAUUACUCCCACACUGGAGAAAAGUAUAUCUUCUGCUAUUACAGAGUCAUUCCAGAAAGGAGUAGGAGAGAGGGCAGUGAAUCAACUGGAGAAGUCAGUUAGUUCAAAACUUGAAGCGACAGUGGCCAGGCAAAUCCAAGCACAAUUUCAAACUUCUGGAAAGCAAGCACUUCAGGAUGCAUUGAGGUCUAGCUUGGAAUCCUCCAUUAUUCCUGCUUUUGAGAUGUCAUGCAAAUCUAUGUUCGAGCAAAUUGAUGUCACAUUUCAGAAAGGGCUAAUAAAACAUACAACUGCUGCUCAGCAGCAGUUUGAGAAUUCCCAUUCUUCCCUUACUGUUGCUCUACGGGAUGCUAUUAAUUCAGCAACUUCAAUCACACAGACCUUAAGUGGAGAAUUGGCUGAUGGGCAACGUAAACUUCUAGCUAUUGCAGCUGCAGGUGCCAACUCCAAGGCAGGAAAUCCCUUGGUGACACAGUUGAGUAAUGGACCAUUGGGUCAUCUGCAUGAGAUGCAGCCAGAGGCACAUGUGGAUCCAACGAAAGAACUCUCAAGACUGAUAGCUGAGCGGAAAUAUGAUGAAGCCUUCACUGCAGCCCUGCACAGAAGUGAUGUCUCAAUAGUUUCGUGGUUGUGUUCUCAGGUUGAUCUACAAGGGAUUUUGUCAAUGAAACAAUGCCCGCUGAGCCAAGGAGUUUUGCUGGCUCUUUUCCAGCAACUAGCUUGUGAUAUCAAUAAGGAAACGUCUAGAAAGCUGGCAUGGAUGACUGAUGUAGCUGUUGCCAUAAACCCCUCAGAUCCAAUGAUUGCCGUGCAUGUGCUACCCAUCUUUAGGCAGGUCUCUCAGAUAGUGGACCAUCUACGAAGCUUGCCCAGUACAUCUGCAUCAGAAUCCGCCAGCAUCCGUGUUCUUAUGUUUGUCAUAAACAGUGUGUUGGGCUGUAAAUGAUCAUUGCCUCCUGCCCCCUUUGUCUCAAUAUAUUGUGCAAAUUUGUAAGAACAUUUUGUUUUGUAUAGAAAUCUAGGAACUUCCAUUGAAAAGACGAGCGGGAUUAUUUCCUAAAUUCAGUUUGUAUGGUCACAAUUUGUGUGAAAUAGAUAAGUUUUUAAUGGUC
Molecule: messenger RNA, 1824 nt
Organism: Theobroma umbraticum
Lineage: Eukaryota; Viridiplantae; Streptophyta; Magnoliopsida; Malvales; Malvaceae
Product: enhancer of mRNA-decapping protein 4-like
Biological process (GO): deadenylation-independent decapping of nuclear-transcribed mRNA
Cellular component (GO): P-body
Source: RefSeq, a predicted model, not a curated record